Sclerotinia sclerotiorum 1980 UF-70 is the source of this 1980-nucleotide messenger RNA. RefSeq lists its product as hypothetical. Gene Ontology annotation, molecular function: nucleic acid binding. The record is from RefSeq and is a predicted model, not a curated record. The transcript has a single exon. Lineage: Eukaryota; Fungi; Ascomycota; Leotiomycetes; Helotiales; Sclerotiniaceae. Bases 1 to 1980 code for a protein of 659 amino acids.
AUGACCUUAAUCCCAUACAAAUUUGAUCGAAUCGCAUCUCGUAAACACAUGAUCGGUUACUGUAAGAUCCGUGGUCGUAACAUAUUAUUAUUAUUACUGCCAACAGCGAUUCUAAAAGAAGCAUGGCCACUCAUCGAGCCCUUCAUCACCCGACUUUACCUUAACUGCAUACAAAUCGGACACCACCCGAGAUCCUUCCGGAGCGCAAUUCUAGCUAUCAUUCCCAAACCCAACAAGGCUGAUCUCUCAUCCCCGAGAUCGUACAGACCCAUCGCCUUACUCUCUGUCCCGGGCAAAGGACUUGAACGCCUAAUAGCCAGACAAAUGUCUUGGACCUCAAUCUCCCACAAAGUGCUGGCCACCCACCAAUUCGGCGCCCUACCCCUCAGAUCAUCGGUGGACCUCACAACCUGCCUCACCCAUGACGUUGAGCACUCCCUCAACUCCAACGAAUCAGCCUCACUCCUGACGCUUGACGUCAAAGGAGCCUUUGAUGCAGUACUCCCCGGCCGAUUGAUACGCAGGCUCCACGAACAAGGAUGGCCUCAUGGCCUUGUCAAAUGGCUCUUUUUCUUCGUAACAGGAAGAUCUGUACAAGUCCGCCUGGACGGGAUCACAGGCCCAAAAACGAACAUUGAAUGCGGGCUCCCCCAGGGCUCCCCCAUCUCGCCAAUCCUCUUUAUGCUAUACAUUGCCCCAAUCUUCAAAAUGGGAGAAGACACGAUCAAAUUCGGCUACGCCAACGAUGUAGCCAUUGUAGCAGCCUCAAAGUCCCUGUCCGAAAACGUCAAGAGACUUACCUCCACAGUCAAUGAAAUCCUAAUUUGGGGCACCUCGGAGGGCAUCACCUUCGACCCUGGCAAAUCAGAACUACUCCACUUCUCGAAACGCAGGACAGAGCAAGAUCCUGCCACUACCCCGACAGUCAACAUGGGCGACCUAACGAUCAGGGAACUAGCCAAUGGAAAACCCUACCUAAGAUGGCUCGGGAUACUCUUCGACAAAAAACUGACUUUCAAAUGGCAUACGAGAGAGAUUGCCGCAAGAUCGAUCGUGGUGGCCAAAGCCCUCAAAUCUCUAGGGAACUCUAUGAGAGGAGCCCCCCCCCCCCCCAACUUAUUACGACAAGCGGCUGAAGCAUGCGUCCUUAAAAGAGCAUAUUACGGGGCCGAGACCUGGUGGACAGGCAGAACACAGCCAGACAGAGUCCACCCCACCAAAGUGGAAGGCCACAUCAAUUACCUAAGCAAGGUCACCUUGGAAUGCGCCAGGGCAAUAUUACCGGCCUGGAGAACAACAAACAUAGCAACACUCUACCGGGAAUCAGGACUCAGACCCCCCGAAAUUGAACUCGACGAUUUGGCCCGCGCUGCGGCAGUCAGAACCAGGAGGCUAGACCCCUACCACUCCCUCGCGUGGAGAUCGGAAUGGAUCCAAGAGAACCCUGACUCCUUCAAAACCCGGUAUGCCAAACGCAUCCUGUCCCUCCCAGCGUCGGAACAGAUCAACCCCCUAGCAGCCCCCAAGUGGCUCGAUCGUGAAACAAGAGAAGAAACCCUGAACCGCAUACACAGCCCCCACGGCCGAACCAAGCAGGGGGCCGCGGCCGACUUCAAAGAGUUUUACGACCUACUCCCCCGAGAAGACAUCGUAAUCUUCUCAGACGGGUCGAAACAUGCAAACGGCAGUACUGGAAGCGGUUUCGUCGGCUAUCAAGACAACCGCAAAUUCUGCGAAGGAAGCUUCGCACUAGGAAAGUCGAAGGAAGUAUACGAUGCUGAAGCAGUAGCAGCACUCAAGGGCCUCAGAGCGGCAAUAACCUCGAUAGAGGCGAGAACGGCAAUGGACAUAUGGAUUUGUCUAGACAACAUCGAAGUGGCGGCUAGACUGCUCUCAAACUCCACUGGAUCCUCCCAGGAGACCUUCACGACUUUCCGCCAGCUAGCAUCAAGCUGGCCCAACGGCACGGUCCGCAUUUGA